Molecule: messenger RNA, 2484 nt
Organism: Bombus pyrosoma
Lineage: Eukaryota; Metazoa; Arthropoda; Insecta; Hymenoptera; Apidae
Exons: 7
Coding region: 584-2140 (518 amino acids)
Source: RefSeq, a predicted model, not a curated record
GUUAAAAGAUAGGGGCCCUCGAAUGGGUCGAGUUUACACGACGAAGAAGCAGGACUUUCAGUUUCUUUUAGGCGUUCGCGAGUGGAACGUCGUGAGUGUAACGGUCACGCUGGCACGCGCGUGAAAGUUUUGUAUUCCGAGCGCCCAGCCUCCUCUAUGCACAAAGUUUAUUGACGUAGGAAGAAGAUUGAGACAGAUACUUAAAAGCGGUGCACCGUGUAAUACCUGAACACCGGGGAGUGAGUUAUAGUGACGUGAAAGUUUCCGACUGGAAGAAGCGGAAUGCGGAGUGCUGGGCGCUACGGUGUGUACACUGAUCCAUGGUACUAGCACAGACGAGUACUCGUCUGUGGUACUAGAUUCAGUGAGUAUCAAGAAGAAGGCAAAGAAUGAUGUUGAAAUAUUAAUAAUAAUGGAGGAACUUAAGAAUGAAAACGCGUGGCUAUUAGCCCGCGGACGAUUAUUGUAAAAAAGCAUGCAACGGUGGUUACUGGCCCUAGAUGAACCUGCAUCUAAUCCAUGCGGUAACACCGUCAUCAGCCACGAACCAUCUGGGUGGUACUAGGUUGGAUCGUAACAGGGGAUGCUGGAACGCGGGAAGUUUCGUUCCAGUGCCGCAAUCGCAACGGCCUUGGCAGUUUCAGGUGGGAACCAAACUAGCUCUGACAGUGAAACUACUAAAUUGUCUUUAUAUGCGGCGAACGAGCGAUUCACUUGCAAUCCUGACAAUCUGUACGCGGUACCACGAAUUGGUUUACAUGAAAUAGAAUGGAUAGAGGCUGACUCGCUAGAGGCUGAUGUUUCAAGAUUGGUAGCCGGUUCGUCAACAGUAACAACGACCACAACGCGAAAUAAUCUAAAAAAAUGUUGCCGAACUUCGACCAGUUCCGGUUACUCCAGCCAUUCUCCGCCACUGUCGGCUGGUUCAUAUUCUUGUUACACAUCAGCAGUCUCCGGUCAGAGUCUUUUUCGAGGAAUACCUCUAACAAUGAAGGAUCAAUUCAGCGGAGGUCUCGCUGUAAUUCAUGAGAGCGAGUCAAUUCCACGUCCUAUUUGGCCGACUGCAUUUCCCAAUCCGCGCGAGCUCUAUCAGAGCGAGGAAAAUCCCGAAUAUGAUACUUUGUACACAUGUUACGGAUGCAGUUGCGCAUAUACCUAUUCAUAUUGCGAUUGGGAUUAUGAAAAAUCUGCAAGUAUAUCAGCACAUGAUGUCCUCCUUGAAUUAUCUCAAACACUGAACUCUGUGAUAGAAGGCAAAAAUGCCAUGACACCAGAAGAGAUCUUGCACAAUAUCUCGUAUAAGGUGGCCCAAGGAAUUGGUUUGAAAGGAGGACUUUAUGAGUACGUUUACCAUAAUUCCUCUUUUUUACCAAGCAAACGAUCGUUCUUAAAUGACAAGAAUCCGUGUCUAUUAAGUAGCAAUAAAAAUUCGUCGUCGAAAAUCAAUCCAGUAAACUCGAAACUUUACGAUAAUACACGACACCUUUAUCUGCACAAUCCAUGGUACACUUGCUUAUGCACUUGUGAACAUACUCACAGAUUUUUGUCGUCUUCUAAAAAUGACAAACAAACCAAGACGCACGAUGGAUCAGAAAAAAAAGAAAAUCCACCUGUUAUACUUUUGAUGGAUAAUCACUGUCAAAGAACAAAUUCAGAAUCAACACUGCAGAACAAUAAAAACACAUUUGAGUCACAUGUUUGCAAAUGCUUAAAUCGUUCAAUUGCUCUCGAUAAAAAAACGAAAAACAUAUACGUGAAUCGUUGUAUUAGAAGCGAUACGAAAGAAACGAUCAAUAUUAAUGAAGAAAACAAACAGGACCGGGAUAAAGUUAUUUCUAACGAACCAGAAUACUCUAUGCAGUUGGAGUGCAGCGACGGUGAUUCAUUCAACAAAGGUAAAAUCUUCUCAUCCAACAGAAAUAAUUGGGAUUAUCGUGUGCGAGGAUUUGCCGAAGACUUAGAUUUCACACUCGACGUUUCACGAGCGGAACGCUUAGGUCGUGUAAUCGCAAAAGCAAAACGAAAACGACAAUGGUGCAGAGCUCUGACCGCCUUCUUCGGACUAGUCUUCUUUGUUUUAAGUGUCGUCGUUGUUUCCUUAUCCGUAACAAAAGGACGUAAAGUAUUUGGAAGCAUGUAAUUCGAUUUAUAAAUCAUAACAACUUAAUCAGAGUACUUUCGUAACUCUAGUAAAAAUACUGACUGACACUUGCUUUAUAUGCUUUUAGUACCUUAUAUUGUUAAGCUAAAAUAAUGGGAUCUAAAUCCUGUUAGCAAUAUAUGGCUGUGACCAUGUUUUCUUAUGUAUGAAUAUUAAUAUGCAAUGUAUAUCCAGAUAAAGUAACAUUAAGUAAUAUAACUAAGAUAAACGAUAAGACAUGAAAAUUAUAUGAUUAAAAAUUAUAGUUAAAUGAAUAAAGAAAAUUAAAUUUAUAAGCUGAUUUUUAGCUGAUUUUUCCUUAAUAGCAUAAUUAUCUGCAUUUU